UCUUUGCUUUAAUUAGAUUUUUUAUUUUUGGUACACAACACCACUGUGUUUUUGUAUUCUCAUCUUAAUUUUCUGCAAUUUGCAAACUUUACCAUCACCUCUCCAUUUACACUACCUGAUACUUAUUCGUACACAUACAAACACACAUAAACCUUACAACGUAAACAAUCACAUUACAAUGGCAGCACAAGAUGGCACGAAUCCUCUGAGCAAGUACAAGCUGGUCUUCCUUGGCGAGCAGAGCGUUGGAAAGACCUCGAUCAUCACCCGGUUCAUGUACGACACAUUCGACACAACAUACCAGGCGACCAUCGGCAUUGACUUUUUGUCCAAGACUAUGUAUCUUGAGGACCGCACUGUGCGGCUCCAGCUGUGGGACACCGCCGGCCAGGAGCGGUUCCGGAGUCUGAUUCCCAGCUAUAUCCGCGACUCAUCCGUGGCACUGGUCAUCUACGACAUCACAAACCGCGAGUCCUUUUCGCAGACAUCAAGAUGGAUCGAUGAUGUGCGCGCCGAGCGCGGAAACGACGUGAUUAUCGUGCUUGUCGGCAACAAGACUGAUCUCAACGAAUCGCGGCAGGUGUCCACUGAGGAGGGUGAGAAGAAGGCGCGCGAUCUCAACACCAGCGCAAAGGCCGGCCACAACGUCAAGGCCCUGUUUAAAAAGAUCGCGCAGGCCCUGCCUGGAAUGGACGCCAGCAUCAACGAGGCCAACCGCACUUCCAUGAUCGACGUUGCCCUGAACGCCAACAGCCCGAAGGCGACUGAUGCAUCGAACUGCGCGUGCUGAGAUGUGCCGAGUUGCGCUGGGAUAUUUGUGAUUAUACUUACAUGCUUAGGACUCGGCUUAGCGUCUUUAUUUGUUUUUUUGCGGCUGCUCUUGAAGUUACUCGUUGAAUUGCAUGCUAUUUUGCUACAUUUAUUUAUUAUUUUUUGGUAAACAGCACCUGAGUCUGAAAGCGCAGCAACACUGGCAACCAACAGUUAGCGUCUGAUCAACAGAUGCUGCAGCCGACAUCCCAGCUCGGCUCAGUACGGCUCGCUCAUAAAUUCCGCGAGGGCCGCCCAUUUGCUGGCUGGUAAAUACCUAUUUCAAAGCGUUGUUUUGCCCUCAUCCCCACACUUUUUUUUGCCUGGCCGAAGCCGAAGUUCGAGGGCCCAGCGAGUUUGGUAUUUUUCGAGCCUUUGCUGUUUCAGCCUGAAGGUUCACUCUUUCUCAUU
Molecule: messenger RNA, 1221 nt
Organism: Kickxella alabastrina
Lineage: Eukaryota; Fungi; Kickxellomycota; Kickxellomycetes; Kickxellales; Kickxellaceae
Product: rab protein 6
Exons: 3
Coding region: 179-790 (203 amino acids)
Molecular function (GO): GTPase activity; GTP binding
Source: RefSeq, a predicted model, not a curated record